This is a messenger RNA of Colletotrichum aenigma, 585 nucleotides long. Its product is annotated as Vegetative incompatibility protein HET-E-1. The coding region runs from base 1 to 585 and encodes 194 amino acids. The record is from RefSeq and is a predicted model, not a curated record. The transcript has 2 exons. Lineage: Eukaryota; Fungi; Ascomycota; Sordariomycetes; Glomerellales; Glomerellaceae.
AUGCGGCUUUUGAACACGGCAACGCUGAUGCUCGAAGAAUUCUUCGACAAGAAGCCCCCCUAUGCAAUCCUGUCCCAUACUUGGGGUUCAGAAGAGGUCGCUUUCGCUGACCUGCAGGGCGAAAGAUCACUUCUAGAAGACAAAUCUGGGUACAAGAAAGUCAAGGGAUGCUGCGCGAUAGCCCGCAAUGAUGACUUCGACUGGGUAUGGAUCCAUACGUGUUGCAUCGACAAGACAUCCAGUGCGGAGCUCUCGGAAGCAAUCAAUUCGAUGUUUCAGUGGUAUCAAGAAGCAGUCAUCUGCUACGCAUAUCUGAUCGACGUACCUCAUCUUAAAUACGCGAUAUUUUUGGCCCACGAGAACCUGAGAAACUCCAACCAGGAGAUGGCGAGUGUUUUCGACAAGGAGAAGACAAUGUUUACAGGAAGCCGGUGGUUUUCGAGGGGCUGGACCCUGCAGGAACUUCUCGCACCCCGCAACAUUGUCUUUUUUGCAACCGACUGGUCGUGCAUUGGAACGAAAGAGGAACUUGCCGAAUUGAUCGAAAAAAGCACUGGAAUCACGAGACUUGCGCUCCAAAAAUAA